Messenger RNA from Ceratotherium simum simum (southern white rhinoceros), 2009 nucleotides. RefSeq names its product aarF domain containing kinase 5 (gene ADCK5). NCBI's taxonomy places the organism in Eukaryota, Metazoa, Chordata, Mammalia, Perissodactyla, Rhinocerotidae. The record is from RefSeq and is a predicted model, not a curated record.
CGGCAGCCUGCGCCCCGCGGGAGCGGAGCGGCGGCGGCAAGAUGUGGCGACCGUCACAACUUUGCCACUUCCACUCUGCUCUGCUGCAGAGCCGGCCGAAGCCCUGGCCGUCCCCUGCUGCCUUCUUCUGGAGAAACCUCAGGGUCCUGCCUGCGAGGUGGUCCGCGAGACGCCAGCCCCUGUGGAAGAAGGCGCUUUCUGCCACAGCGGUGGGGGGGCCCCUGCUUCUUGGAGUCCGCUAUUUCAUGGCGGAGCCGCAGGAGAGGAGGCGGCUGCGGCUCAUGGUGGACGGUGUUGGGCGCUUUAGCAGGUCUUUGAGGAUUGGCCUACAGAUCUCCCUGGACUACUGGUGGUGCACGAACAUCAUCCUGCAAGGGGUGGAAGAGAACAGCCCGGGGUACUUGGAAGUGAUGUCUGCGUGUCACCAGAGGGCAGCUAAUGCCCUGGUGGCCGGGGCCAUCAGCAACGGGGGCCUCUACGUGAAGCUGGGCCAAGGGCUGUGCUCCUUCAACCACUUGCUGCCCCCUGAGUACAUCAGGACGCUGCGUGUGCUGGAGGACAGGGCUCUCACGCGUGGCUUCCAGGAGGUGGACCAGUUGUUCCUUGAAGACUUCCAGGCUCCACCCCACAAGCUGUUCCAGGAGUUUGACUACCAGCCAAUUGCCGCUGCAAGCCUGGCCCAGGUGCACCGAGCCAAGCUGCACGAUGGCACGGCCGUGGCUGUGAAGGUGCAGUACAUCGACCUGAGGGACCGCUUUGACGGGGACAUCCACACCCUUGAGCUCCUGCUCCGGCUCAUCGAGUUCAUGCACCCCAGCUUCGGCUUCAGCUGGGUCCUCCAGGACCUGAAGGGGACACUGGCCCAGGAGUUGGACUUCGAGAAUGAGGGCCGAAACGCUGAGCGCUGUGCACGGGAGCUGCAGCACUUCCAGCACAUCGUGGUGCCCCGCGUGCACUGGGACACGUCCAGCAAGCGCGUGCUAACUGCUGAAUUCUGUGAGGGCUGCAAGGUCAACGAUGUGGAGGCCAUCAAGACCAUGGGGCUGGCAGUGCAGGACAUAGCAGAGAAGUUGAUCCAGGCUUUUGCAGAACAAAUAUUUUACACAGGCUUCAUCCACUCUGACCCCCACCCUGGCAAUGUUCUGGUGCGGAAAGGCCCAGAUGGGAAGGCACAGCUGGUGCUGCUGGACCACGGGCUGUACCAAUUCCUGGACGAGAAGGACCGGUCAGCCCUGUGCCAGCUGUGGCGGGCCAUCAUUCUGAGGGAUGACGCUGCGAUGAAGGCACAUGCAGCCACACUUGGGGUGCAAGACUACUUCCUGUUCUCUGAGGUGCUCAUGCAGCGACCCGUGCGCCUGGGGCAGCUGUGGCGUUCGCACCUGCUGAGCCGUGAGGAGGCAGCCUACAUGCAGGACAUGGCGCGGGAGCACUUCGAGGACAUCAUGGGCGUGCUCAAGGCCCUGCCCCGGCCCAUGCUGCUUGUGCUGCGCAACAUCAACACCGUGCGCGCCAUCAACGCCACCCUCGGCGCCCCUGUCGACCGCUACUUUCUCAUGGCCAAGAGUGCGGUCAGGGGCUGGAGCCGCCUGGUGGGCGAAGCAUACCAGAACGUCUGUGGUGCCAGCCUCCUUCGCCAUAUCAGGGUCGUCUGGGAGAUGUUCAAGUUUGAAGUGGCCCUGAGGCUGGAGACCCUAUCGAUGCGGCUCACCGCCCUCCUGGUUCGAGUCUUGGUCCACCUGGGCCUCAUGCCCAAGCCCGAGGGGCUCUAUGAGUACCUGGAAACCUAGGGAGCCCAGGGCAGAAGGACCACAGAGCAUGUCCAGGGCCAGCAGUGUGCCCAGCCUCAGGCCGAUGGAGCUGGCCAGGGCUGGAGGUGUGGACACCAUAAGACCUGGGGCAUUGCAGCAACUGUGGCCUGGAGCUGGGGGCCGCCGUGGGGCUCUGACCACAGCUGGGCCAGGAGACCUUGGAAUGACCACACGUUCUCAAAUCAAAUCAAUCUUUUUCCU